AUGGAGCUGGCCAAGGUCCUCCUCGAGCACGGCCACGCCGUCACCGUGGUAUUCAUCGACCACCCAAGCAAACCUCCCGGCCUCGCCGCGGCCGUCGACCACGUCGUCUCCUCCCAGCCCUCCGUCUCCUUCCUCUGCUCCCUCCCUCUCCGGCGCGUGCACGCCCUCGUCAUCGACGUGUUCUCCUUCGACGCCCUCGACGUCGACGGCGAGCUCGGCGUGCCGACCUACGCCUUCUACCCCGCCGGCGCUGCCGCUCUCGCCGUCUACCUCCAGCUCCCUUACAUGGCCACUAACAUCCCAACAAGCUUUGGAGAGCUUGGGGACACUCCCCUCGAGUUCUUCGGGGUCCCUCCCAUCCCGGCGUCUCACCUCAGCAGGGAGAUGCGCGAGCGCCUGGAGAGCGACGUCUACAACGCCGCUUUGAGCAGGUGGGCUCGACUGCCGGACGACACCGACGGCAUCCUCGUGGACACGUUCGAGUCGUUGGAGCCGCGGGCGGCUCGAGCUCUCAGCGACCCGGGCUUCCCCGCCGGCGGCCGGGCUGUGCCUCCCGUGUUCUGCGUCGGCGUGGUGUACCUCUGCUUCGGCAGCGCCGGCGUCCACCGCGAGGAGCAGCUCCUGGAGAUCGCCACCGGCCUGGAGGUGUCCGGGCAGAGGUUCCUGCGGUCGUUCAAGCCCCAAAGAACCAGGCGACCAACGGCGGUCGCGGCGGGCGUGCCGACGCUGUGCUGGCCGAUGUACGCGGAGCAGAAGAUGAACAAGGUGUUCGUGGCACAGGAGAUGGGAAUCGGCGUGGAGGUGCUCGGCUGA
Molecule: messenger RNA, 813 nt
Organism: Setaria italica (foxtail millet)
Lineage: Eukaryota; Viridiplantae; Streptophyta; Magnoliopsida; Poales; Poaceae
Product: anthocyanidin 5,3-O-glucosyltransferase
Exons: 4
Coding region: 1-813 (270 amino acids)
Source: RefSeq, a predicted model, not a curated record